UUUUACUGACACUAUGGAUAAUGGAAAGAUGGUGGUGUCUCCCCAUCUCUCUCUUUGCACUGAUAGUAUUUGUCGUAAAGGCUUCGUCACUCUCGUGUAACCCUGACAGCCAGACUACCCUCAGUCUAGUCGGUUUCUUUCCCUGUCUCCGUGACGCUCCGGCUUCUCAGCUCUCCCAUUGCGAUCUAAUGAUACUUGGCUCUGUGGAACUGGCCAUAGAAGAUAUCAACGCAUCACCGGCGGGAGAAUACAACUGCUUUAGGCUAAAUCUUACACACAAGAUAACUAACAACGCUUCGGAGGCUGUGGAUGCAGUGAAGGAGUACGGGUUUCUAAAUAACAGGUUUUUAGCUCAACCAACACACGGGAUACUGGGCCCAUACAGCAACCAAGUUGCUCUUGAUCUGAGCUACAUAUUUGGAAGACUUUUUAACAUUAUACAGGUAACAUACUCAGUAACUGACUCUAGACUUAAAGAUAAAGCUCGAUACCCAUUACUAUACUCUAUCACUCCUACUGAUGCAUUCCUCAAUAGAUUGAGGAGUGAGGUACUUCGUCACUUUGGUUGGAGGAAAGUAGCUGUUUUCUCUUCAGACUCUGCAAGAGACACAAAAGUUGCGGAAGAACUGGCUGAUGUAUUGUACAACAGCACUAACAAAAUGAGUAUAAUGUUGGGAUCGUUUGGUAGCACAGCAGUUAGUUUAUUAAAAAUAGCGAAGAGUAAUGAUGUAAGGGUAUUUCUACCUAUUGUAUCAGAAGAUAAGGCUAGAGCUAUUUUUUGUGAAGCUUACCAGUCAGGCUUAACAUCCCCUAGUCAUGUUUGGAUACUGCCCGGAAUGUCCCGUUCAAACUGGUGGAAAUUACUCGACAAUCAGACAUCGAAUUGUACCGACGAAGUAAUUCUAGAGGCAAUCAAUUCAACACUAUUUGUUGACACACUACCCUUUGACAUUAGCCUAACAAAAGAUGUACAGAAUUUAACUUUAAGAGUGCGUGAAAGACUCAACCUUCCCCCGUUUGACUUUAAGAAUGGAUAUCCACCUUCUCUUCUUCAUUCGAAAAUGUUCAGUGCCUAUGAUGCAGUGAAACUAUUAGCCAUUACAUGGAAUGACACAAUAAAUCACUUACACAAUGCUAAUACAUCAAAGGGCCUUAAUGCUACAGAUAUCAUCAGGGAUCCUAUGAAAGAUCCAACUCUAGGCCACCUACUAAUGGAGAAAUUGAUAGAUGCUACUCAUCGCUACACUGGAUUCACUUUGUUAGGUGAACCGAUGCUAAGUAUGACCUCCACCGGUAGAGGCAUGGUUACACAAAUGUUUGGCAACAGAGAAAGCAUAGUUGCAGUCUACAGGCAUACCAUUCAUGAAGGUAGUCACUUUGAAGUAUGUACAAAUGGUACAGGCUGUGGCCUGUCAUGGAAAGGUGGUUAUCAGCCAACUGAUGGUACUAGUAACACAGAGCCUGAUCACGUCUUAUUUUAUGUUAUCUUCUUUGUACUUUAUUUCUUUAUUUUUGUUGGUGGGAUUUCAUUUUCAAUUAUAACCUGCAUCUGUAAAACAAACAAGUACUUGAAAGCAAGAACUCCUUUCUUUACUGCCAUUCUGAAUGUCUGUUGCACUGGUCUCUCUGUAUCUGGGAUAUUCUACCUUGUAUCAAAUUACAUUGGACUAGUUCAACUAAAACACAUUGAAGUUGUAUCACCACUGUGUGCAAUAGGGUUUGUUGUGAUGCAGCUAUCAUACGUUACCAUUCUGGCUACGGUAUUAGUUAAAAACUGGAGGAUAUACAGGAUAUUUUAUAAUCCUCAUAUCAAAAACAGAAAAAAUUUGUCAACUAAAGAUCUUUCUCUUGGUAUCUCUGCUAUAGUCGUUCCAUUUAUGAUCACCAUCACAAUCAUUUACUCGAUCUAUCCUCCAAAAGAAGUAGAAAAUUGCCUGGAAAUGAAUGAUUGCAUGUGCCUCAAUAGACUCGGAAUGUGGAACAUCUUCCCAUUCCUCUAUUUUACAAUACUUUGUAUUGGUCUUGUAAUUCUGGGUAUUAGCAACUCACAGUUACAGUCUUUCUUUCGUGUUGAAGGACAACUGGCAAAUGUUGUAUCUAUAAUGUUUGGAUUGGUAGGAGCUUCAAUAUUUAUAAUACAAUUGCGUGAGAUUACAUCUCGCUCAGUGGUACCAAGUUUCAGCAAAAUUCUAAUGGUUCAUGUAUCAAUAUUUAUCAGUGGAUUUGUAUUCCUGAUUUUUGUUAAUGCUCCAAAGAUACGGAUCAGGCAACUGAACACAACAAGGCAUUCCAAAUCAUCAACCAGUAAUCUAGUAUCAGAAGACUAUUUGGAGAAAUGCAAAGAGAUAGUGAAACUGAAAGAGCAGCUUGAUCUAUUGGAUGUUCCAUAACCAACUGACAAGAAAACUUAAACUUAUCUAUCACUUGAAUGACCCUGACUCUACACCACUUAAUUUA
This is a messenger RNA of Amphimedon queenslandica, 2457 nucleotides long. Its product is annotated as gamma-aminobutyric acid type B receptor subunit 2-like. NCBI's taxonomy places the organism in Eukaryota, Metazoa, Porifera, Demospongiae, Haplosclerida, Niphatidae. Gene Ontology annotation, biological process: G protein-coupled receptor signaling pathway; gamma-aminobutyric acid signaling pathway. The record is from RefSeq and is a predicted model, not a curated record. Gene Ontology annotation, cellular component: membrane; G protein-coupled receptor heterodimeric complex. Gene Ontology annotation, molecular function: G protein-coupled GABA receptor activity. Bases 21 to 2390 code for a protein of 789 amino acids. The transcript has 16 exons.